Lycium ferocissimum is the source of this 1034-nucleotide messenger RNA. RefSeq names its product E3 ubiquitin-protein ligase RHA2A. The coding region runs from base 76 to 579 and encodes 167 amino acids. Gene Ontology annotation, biological process: protein ubiquitination. Gene Ontology annotation, molecular function: ubiquitin protein ligase activity. The transcript has a single exon. NCBI's taxonomy places the organism in Eukaryota, Viridiplantae, Streptophyta, Magnoliopsida, Solanales, Solanaceae. The record is from RefSeq and is a predicted model, not a curated record.
CUAAACUUUAUGUAACCGAAAACUUCAAGAACCCAUCACCAAAAACCAUUCAAAAAUAAAAUACAAUCCAAGAAAAUGGGAUUACAAAAUCAAUUAACUGAUGUUUCUAGUGAAUCAAUCCCUAUUUUACUAGUAACCCUUCUUGCUAAUUGCUUAACCAAUCUCCGUUCACUUAUUUUCACUUUCCUUCAGUUCCUUGGUUUAUCGUCUUUUCAAUUAAAUCCGAUACAAAUUGAAACUGACACUUUAUACGACGCUGUUGGGUCCGGUUUAACUGGACUUGUUAUGUUAGCCGAGCAACUUAAUAUAAACCGUGUUUUUUCUUACACAUUUGAUGAUCAAGAUGAUGAAGCUGCUGGUUCAAGUUGUGUUGUUUGUUUGAAUAGAUUGGGUGAUGGUGAACAUGUUAGGAAAUUGGUUUGUAAACAUGUUUUUCAUAAAGAGUGUUUUGAUGGUUGGUUAGAUACGUUUAAUUUUAAUUGCCCGAUUUGUCGGUCUUCUUUGGUUUCUGAUGAGCGCGUGGUGCUAACUCGCCGGCGAGUUGCGUGGGAGGUUCUUGAUUGGUUCUCCUUGAGAUGAAGUGAAGUGAAGGGGUCGCUUAGUCGGUUCAUGAUUAAAUUAUCUCAGGAUUAUAAUAUUUGGAUAUGGGAUAAGGUGAAAUAUACAAAAUUAAGUUUGGGCUUAAAUUUAUAUUGUGUUUGGUUGAUAGUAUAAGUUUAUUCUGAUAUAAAUUUAUGCUGUCAACCUGUUAAGGUAUGAAUUUAAUUUCAGACUUAAUUCUAUGAUAUUUUGCCUUAUGCUGCGUACCAAACGGACCCCUAAAUGUGAUAACACGAUGGUCUCUUGGUGAUGAUGAGGCUUUUUUUUUUUUUUUUUUUUUUUUUAAAGAGUUUUUGUGGAUACUUAUUUUUUAAUGGUUUUUUGGGAAUUAUUUCCAAUUUUUGAAGAACUUGAUGUGAAGUUCUUUUCCACUAUUGUAAAAAAGAAAGGUGCCUUUUUUGUUGGUAGUUUUUGACGGGAGUAAUAUUUAUUUU